Messenger RNA from Ostreobium quekettii, 374 nucleotides. The record is from the annotation of a GenBank genome assembly. NCBI's taxonomy places the organism in Eukaryota, Viridiplantae, Chlorophyta, Ulvophyceae, Bryopsidales, Ostreobiaceae.
GCACCAUCACGACGAAGGAGCUGGGCAACGUGAUGCGGAAGUUGGGCCAGAAGCCGACACAGGCUGACCUGCAGGACAUGAUCAGCGAGGUCGACACAGACAAGAAUGGCACAAUUGAGUUCAACGAGUUCCUGGUCCUGAUGGCCAAGAAAAUGAAGCACGCCGACCCCGAGGAGGAGCUGCGGGAGGCCUUCCGCGUGUUCGACAAAGACGGCAACGGCUCAAUAUCGCGCGAGGAGCUGCGGCAGGUGAUGUGCAGCCUUGGAAUGAAAUUGACUCUGGAGGAGGAGGAUGAAAUGAUAUCUGAAGCCGACCAAAAUGGAGACGGCGAAAUAGACUAUGACGAGUUCAAGAAAAUGAUGUUGGGGAGGUGA